This is a messenger RNA of Closterium sp. Naga37s-1, 1983 nucleotides long. The record is from the annotation of a GenBank genome assembly. NCBI's taxonomy places the organism in Eukaryota, Viridiplantae, Streptophyta, Zygnematophyceae, Desmidiales, Closteriaceae.
AUGGUCCCUGUGUAUGCUGCCAUGUCGUAUGGAGCUCUGGUGGCCAGUGACUAUGCCAUGUACUUCAAGACUGUCCGUGACGUGUAUGAAGCGUGGGUCAUCUACAACUUCCUGUCUCUCUGCCUGGCAUGGGUGGGAGGACCAGGCGCCGUGGCCAUCAGCCUCACAGGGCGCGUUCUCAAGCCGUCAACGCUGCUCUGCACGUGCUGGCUCCCACCCAUACCGCUGGAUGGGCACUUCAUCCGCCACUGCAAGCGCGGCUGCCUGCAGUUUGUCUUCAUCAAGCCGCUCCUCGCAGCGCUCUGCCUCGCCCUCUACAGCACUGGCCACUACGAGGAGGGCGUGUUUGCUGCCAGCAACGGGUACCCCUAUGUGACGUGUGUGUACAUGGUGUCGUACUCCCUCGCCGUGUACGCGCUGCUCUUCUUCUACUUCGGAUGCCACGACCUGCUGCGCUCCUUCAACCCCAUCCCCAAGUUCAUCAUGAUCAAGCUCGUCGUCCUCCUCACCUACUGGCAGAGCACAGUGGUGUUUGUAGCGGGCCAUCUGGGUCUGGUGCGCUCUGAAGACGAUGCAGCAGACCUGCAGUCUCUGCUGCUGUUCUGCGAGAUGGCCCUUGCUGCAGGGGGCUUUGCAUGGGCCUUCCCCGUCACGCCCUUCGCUGCUGCCAGCGUGGGAGGUGGUGGGGGGGGGAUAGUGGAGGAGGUGGGGGGGUUCUUUCAGAGGCUGAGACACGCGGCAGCUGUGGGGGAUGUGGUGGACGACACUGUUCACCAGUUAUCCCCAACAUACCAUGACUAUGUGCUCUACAGCGAUGGCUCCACACAGGCCAAGCACUUCCGCACUCGCACGUUCGUGCCCAUGGGCAGGGAGAUGGAGGCAUACCGCAAGGACGGCAAGAUCAACUCCAUCCAGUCACCCGACUACAUCCUCGCCCCGCCUCCUCCCCUCCACCCCUUCCCCUGCAAGCCCUGCGCCACCACCACCACAGCCACUGGCAUCACCAUUACCAGCAGCACAGCCGGCAUGGCAGCUGACACUGCAACGCACAUGCAGGCAUUUGACUCGCUAAAGACUGCUCCAGGAGACCCGUUUAGAGAAGUCACCAACAGUGUUGGAUCCAGUGGAGCAGUAGCCACAGCAGCGACAGUAACGACAAUAGCAACAGCACCUCCGAGCAACAUGGUUGCUCAGUUACCAUCUAACACAGCACUGCUAGACUUCCUGUCUGGGAGUGGGUCGGGGGCUGAUGGCAUGGAUGCAUGCCAGGAAGAAGCACAGCCCGGAUUGCUUUACAGGGCCAGUAUCCCCUGUGGCAACGACCAGAGCACCACUCUCUUCACCUCUCCCAGCGACCCCUCACGCAGCACACAGACCAACCGUGGGAGCAGCUACAGCAGCAGCUAUGGGGACAUGCAGGGUGUGACUCGUGCAGGGGAGUUGUGUGGUGAGAGCAGCAGGUGGGGUCGGGAAGGAGGGAGAAGAGCAGGGCUGUUUGACAAGCUGACUGAUGAGAACGUGUAUGGUAGCGCUGCUGAUGGUGGUGCGGGUGUGAGUGGUGUGAGCAGGAGAGCUAGCAGGAGUGGGAAGAACGAGGCAGAGAGGAGGGAGAGUAGGAGUGGGAGUAGGAGCGACGGGAGGAGUGGGAGUGUGCACCGGCAUUCGAGUGCCAGCAGCAGGAGCAGCGAGGGAGGCAGUGAGAGAGCAUCCCUGUACAGCCACCACCGCAACUCAGGCCAAGCGGGUGGGAGCGGAGGCAAGGGGAGGAGAGGCGAUACGGGCAGCGAAGGAGCAAGUGGGAAGGAGAAUGUGACGGAUAAGGAGAAGGAGAAGGGGAGGAGGGCGGGGGUGUGGAGUGCACGUGGGCUAGUGAAGGUAUUAACAAGGGGGUCCAUGGACCUGGGAGGGCUGGUGGUGGACGAGGAAGACCUCAUGGAGGAGGGUGAUGCCAGGCGGGAUCUAGAGGGAGUUGUGCAGCGGUGA